Molecule: messenger RNA, 318 nt
Organism: Schizophyllum commune H4-8
Lineage: Eukaryota; Fungi; Basidiomycota; Agaricomycetes; Agaricales; Schizophyllaceae
Exons: 1
Source: RefSeq, a predicted model, not a curated record
CUGAGAUGGGAGCGGAGGAAUUCCGUGGCUAAAUCAUGCCCGCCCUCUGUCCUUCGAACCCGACGUUCAUCGGGCCUGUCUCGCCGUCGACUUGCGCCCUGGACCCCGCGAUCCCUGCGCCGUCAGAAACUUCCAGGCUAUGACCCUGCCCAUGCGGCUCGCAUUGUGUAUUUCUCGGGUCCUUCAUUCCACGUAUCAUUUUCUGUCUUUAUUCUUCGCGAAGCAAUCGGCCUACGCGGGUUGACAGCAGCCCUCCGCGCGCUCCCUUUGACAUCGGUGGUUCGCCACGCCUUCUCGCCGCGCAGGCGCCCUCGUUAA